This is a messenger RNA of Agrilus planipennis (emerald ash borer), 1642 nucleotides long. RefSeq names its product lipase 3-like. The record is from RefSeq and is a predicted model, not a curated record. The coding region runs from base 25 to 1326 and encodes 433 amino acids. Gene Ontology annotation, biological process: lipid metabolic process. Gene Ontology annotation, molecular function: hydrolase activity, acting on ester bonds. The transcript is spliced from 5 exons. Lineage: Eukaryota; Metazoa; Arthropoda; Insecta; Coleoptera; Buprestidae.
GGAUUUUUGAUUUCGACAUUCGAUAUGGCCUUUCCAGUGAUUGCUAUUUUCGUUGUUCUCUUAGUAGGACACUGCUACGGCGGUGACACUUACAAAGACAACGUAGAUUUCACUGACUUUUCAUGGGUACAGGACAGUUAUCCUUCAAUGGUAAGGGAUAGAAAGGAAACUAUAGAAGAUGUAGCUCCACCAGGUGCAGAAUGGGCUGAUGUCAAUCGUACCUUUGAGGAAAUGGUGCAAGCAAGAGGUUUCCCUGUUGAAACACAUACCGUUACGACAGAAGAUGGCUACAUUUUGACUUUGCACAGAAUUCCUUAUGGAAGAAGUGGCCCAUCAGAAAACAGACCAGCAGUUUUUGUCAUGCAUGGAUUAUUGUCAUCAUCAGCAGAUUGGAUUAUUUCCGGAGUUGACAAAGGACUCGCAUAUUUAUUGGCAGACAAAGGAUACGACGUUUGGUUAGGAAAUGCUAGAGGCAAUACAAAUUGUCGAAAUCAUGUAAAUCUAGAUAUCAAAGAAGAUAAGGAAGACUUUUGGAAUUUUAGCUGGCAUGAAAUCGGUUAUUACGAUCUUCCUGCUAUGAUUGACUAUGUCUUGGAAGAAACGAAACAAGACAAAAUAUUCCAUAUAGGACAUUCCCAAGGAACAACUUCGUUUUAUGUGAUGGCUUCUUCGAGACCUGAAUACAAUGCCAAGAUUCGAGCUCAUUUCAGCUUAUCACCUGUCGUUUAUAUGAACCAUUUGGUCAGCCCCAUGCUUCGUAUGGCCGCUUUAGUUGACCGUCCUUUACAAAAUUUCCUGGACCUUGUUGGGGUUUAUGAAUUUUUACCCAGUAGUGAAUUAUUGAGUAAUUUUGCCAUCCAAUUUUGCGCUGAUGAUGCAAUAACUCAAUUUUUGUGCAAAGAUGCUCUUUUUGCCCUUUGUGGCUUUAGCCGUAAACAGAUGAAUGCAACUUUAUUGCCAAUAUUAGUAGCUCAUACUCCCGCCGGAUCAUCUACAAGACAAUUAGUACACUAUGGUCAAGAAAUUAAUUCUGGUCGUUUUCGUAGAUAUGAUAAAGGUUUACUUGGUAACAAAGCAUCGUAUGGUUCAACAAAACCCCCGAAUUAUGAUCUUAAAAAGGUCACAACCCCCGUAUACUUUUUCUACAGUACAAAUGAUUGGAUGUCUGCUGAAACCGACGUUUUAAAAUUAGAAAAAUUAUUACCCAACUUUAAAGGGAAAUUCUUAAAUCCAGAUCCUAAAUGGAAUCAUUUGGAUUACGUUUAUGGAAUUGAUGCUGCUAAAUACGUUUAUACACGAGUCAUAAGCUUAAUGUCCCGACAUUAAACAAAAUGAGGACUACACUUCAAAAACGAUGAGGGUCACGUUGUUGGGUAGGGAUAGCGAUAUCAAAAACAAACUUAAUGCUAUUACAAUACACCAACAAAGGUAAUAAAAUUUAGUGUCUAUGAGGAAAACGCUGAACAUCUGCAAAAACUUUGCAAAGUCGAUGAAUUUCAUGUAUAAAAAUAUUUUUCCUGUUUUUAACUCACUAAGUGACUCCUCAUUAUUUUUGCAGUGUGCUCUUCGAAUAUUACCAUUAAAAAAAAUACGCACUAAAUAAAUCGUAUUCUUCUAUUAUUUGAAGAUAUUUAAGCGAUUA